Messenger RNA from Rotaria sp. Silwood2, 5685 nucleotides. NCBI's taxonomy places the organism in Eukaryota, Metazoa, Rotifera, Eurotatoria, Philodinida, Philodinidae. The record is from the annotation of a GenBank genome assembly.
AUGACACCAUUCAUUGUGCAGAAAAAGAAACUAAAUCAACAAGCUGGGAAACAGUAUGAAGCUGGUAUGUGUCAAGCAUUUAUUCAGCUGUUAGUCAAACGUGCUUCUGAAUUACUUGUGAAAGCACUGGAUCAAGGUGGCAGCGUCAUGACUGAAAUACAAUUCCUGGCCAGUACAUUAGAAGCAGAUUGUUAUCAAGGUGAAACAUACGGUGUAUUAGGUUUAUUGGGAUACGUGUUACGACAGAAUAGUAGUGUGGCACGUUUGGAAAUUGUACAAUUUCUCAUUGAAUCUGAUGAACGUAAUAAACUGGCUUUGGGAAAACGAGAUCAAACAACAUGUAUUGAACUAGCUGAAACUGUGAACAAGGAACAACAUGUGAUAGAUUAUUUACAACAACAAUUAAAUAUGUUAUUGAAUAAAAUGCCCUUUCAACGUGAUAUUCCAACCGAAGAAAUUCAUCAAUGGAUUCUGAAUGGUGCUAAUACGGAAUGGGUAGAUGAAAACGGUGACACUGUCCUUUGUAAAGCUGUUGAUGCCAAUAAAUUUGAGCUGUGUCAAACACUUCUAGCAGCUAAUGCUAAUACAAAAUUUCAAAAUAAGCAACAUAAAACUCCCAUUGAUAUUGCACAGAGCCAACCCUCUAUUAAUGCAGAACUAGUUAAUAUUCUCAAAAAUCAAGCUGUUAAUAAUGAAUUGAAAUCAGCUAUUAUGGAUCACAAGCCAGUUGAUGUUAUGCGAGAAAUUCUGUCUAGACGUGCUGAUAUUAAAGCCAUUACAAAUGCAAAUCAAGAUACAUUUCUACAUUUAUUACUUUUAAAUAAGAAUGCAACACCAGACCUUCUCAGAACAUUUGUGAAUGAAUAUCAUGCCGAUAUUCAUGCAAUGAAUUUAAACGGACAUCGUUCAAUUGAAACACUUAUUGAAAAGGAAAGUGAAAUUAGCCAAGAAUUAGCCAAACUUGUUCAAUACGGUGCACAAAUAGAUCAUCGACAUAAGCAGAACGACAAGAAUGACGAUGAAUGGACAGUAGUUCACAUACUUUGUAAAUUAGGAAAUUUAAACCUAUUGAAAUAUCUAAUUCAAAAUUUAAAAGCGAAAUCUUACAAUAAACCAACAUCAAAAUCGGCUGAUCAUCCCGUCUCAAUUGCAGCUGAAUACGGUCACUUGCCUAUCGUCGAUUACCUUCGAGAAACAUUCGACGACGUCGAUUUAAAUGUUUUAAACUCAAAUGGAGAUUCUCCACUACACAAAGCAGCGAAAAAAAAUCAUUUUCUCGUCGUUCGUUAUCUCGUUCUAUGGGGUGCUGAUUCCCAUGCGUUGAAUUCAGCACAACAAAUACCAUUACAAUUAGUCACCUCAUCUGAUUCUACAAAACAACUGAUUCAAUUCCUAGAACAAUUGGUAGAUAUUCCUACGAACACUGCAGAGGAGAAGCAACCACGUCUACGCUCAGCACAUCGUCCAAGCGACGAUUUUGAUUAUUGUAAACUAGUUGCACCGAUUCAAUUUCAUCAUACACAACCGCUUUUUAGCGAUCUAUCUCCAGAAAGUAAUAAAUCCAGUAAUGUAUUUAACUCAUCUCCAAAUGAAAGACUACACAGGGCAGCUACCAACGGUGACAUUAAUACGGCACGAAAUGCAAUAGCUGAUUCAGCUGACGUACGUUAUCGAGAUCAGCGCGGCCGUUUCAGUUAUGACAAAGCAUUGACAACAGUUAAUGAAUAUCGUACAAAGAUUCCACAUUCCCAGGAAGAACGAUACCAGAAUGAUGCUAUGGCAUAUGCUUGUAGUCAAGUGGCCCAGUUUAUAUCAACAGUUGCACGUGAUCAAUUGAUUGAAUCAAUUAAAAAAUCAAAUGCUGGACGAGUCAUGGCCUUCCAUAAGAGUGGUGCUCCACUCACUCCUGAUCUUCUUCAACUUGCAUGCAAUACCUCAAGUGAUAAUAUUGAAAUUGUUGACUAUCUGGUGUGCAAUAGUCCCGACGCUUAUCAAGCGAUGUUCAACUUUUCUGCUAACACUGAUUCACCCUAUGAAACUGCUUUGAAGAAGAAAUACACAAACAUUGCUAACUAUAUACAAUGGCGACUCACAGAACAACUUUCAAAUGCCGUCACUCAGAAUAACACUCAACUCGUUAAACAACUACUACUAGCGGGCGCCAGUUCUGAUAUGGUGAACAGCAACAAUUUAGAUCAAGCUAUUAAACAUAACAAUUUGGAAAUAGUACGUGCUCUUUGUGAACACGGCGCUCGUAUUCCAACUUCUGUGACCAGUACAAAUCCACAGAUAGCAUUCUAUUUAAAACGAUGCAAACUCAAUCAUGAUUUACGUGAAGCAGCUGCAAAUGGAAAAUUAGAAGAUAUUAAACUCUACCAUCGUCGUGGAGCAGAUAUUAAUGAGAAAAACUGCCAUGGAGCAACAGCUUUGCUACUAACAAUUCAACACGGUGAAAGGUAUCCGAUUGUUCACUAUCUCGUAUCAUGUGGUGCAUCGAUGCUGCAUUCCGACUUUUCACAACCAUCACUGUUGAAUUUGGCAAAACAACGAAAAUAUGAUAAAAUCGAUAACUUUUUAUCAACACAACUGAAUACACAAUUUCUAGCGACAAUCUUGAAUAAUGACACCAGUCAAAUUGAUGCAUUUUCAAAAUUGAGUGCUGACCUCUUCAAUUGUACAGAUGAUGAGGGAAGAACAUCCUUACACUAUGCUGUCCAGUAUCACGGAGCUGACUUGGUGAAAUGGUUGUGUGACCGUGGUAGUGAUCCGAUGAAAGCAGACCAACAUGGAAACUAUCCAAUUACACUAGCAGCUGAGAAGGGUGAUUAUGCGGUAGUGGAAUAUUUUAUAACUGCACAUGGUGCGACGAGAACAUUGAAAAAUAAAGCUGGUAAAGAUGCAUUGACCAUUGCUAGAAACAAAAAUUAUGGUGAAAUUAUACAAUUAUUCGAUCCCAGUUUUAAAAUCGAUAUUAAGACGAAGAAAAUCUUACCUCCGAAGUACAGUAACGAACGCCUGGAUCGUGCAGCUAAAAAUGGAGAAGUGUCAAUUAUUCAAGAAUUUAUUGAUCAAGAAUAUACUUCAUUAAAAGAUAAAACUGAACAAUGUCGUCGAAUGAUUGAAAUUGCAAAACAAGAGAAAAGUUAUCAAGUCCUGUCAAUGUUACAACCACACUAUGCAGAUCUGAGUCAAGAACUUACAACAGAACAAAGAGCCAGUCGUUUAGUCAGUCUUGGUGAAGAAUAUCAAACUAUAUUCUACAGUUUUAUGUCCGGUCUAUCGAAAGCGAUUGCGGACAGUGAUGUUAAAUUAGAUCCAGAAAAUCCAGACACAUAUAAAAAUUUACUAUUAAAUAUGACUUCAAAAAAUGGUGAACGUUUACAAAAAAUUGAUUCAAUUAAAACGGAAAUUGAUUCAAUGGAGCUGUAUCAAAAAGAACUUGAUGAUAUGCAAGAGAAAAUAGCCAAUUUAGAUGCAAGUGUUAAUGAAAUGAACAAGGAGAGAAAAGAAUUCAAAAAGAAGAUAGAAACAUAUGAAAAACAGUUGAUAGAUGAUACAAUGUCUGCUAUUCAGAAGAAAGAUUGUUAUGCGGAUAAACAGACAACGGAAGAUGCACUGAAUGCAUUAGAAUCAUCUACAUUACUCUUCAAAGAAGCACAAAUAACAGCAAAUAAUAAGAAGAAAUUAUUGAAUUACGUUCAUACAGCUCCGAAUCUAUUUGUGUUCUAUACAACAAUUGAAAAUCGUCUGCAGAGUUUAUUCAACGGUGUUCUAGCUGCACAAAGUAACCUGUUUAAAACUGAAUUAGUAACACCGGUAGCCAAUGUAGUAACUACAGCUCUUGAUAUUCUGCCAUUAGGAGCAAUUCCGUUAAGUGAAACCAUUACAGGGCCAAUUAAAUAUGCAGUAACUAGAAUAGUUGAAGCAGUAGGCAAAAAACGACAGCGUUCUCAAUGGUAUAAUAUAUCGAUUUUAGGGAAUAUUGAAGAACUACAAAAGGCAGCGACAACGACAGCCGGUUUAUUAACACUCUACUACAAUCAACAAAUUCAAGCUAUUGAUACUCAAUCAACGGCAGUGAAAGGUAGUAACGCGGUGAGCACAGUUGUAGCUAAAGCAAAAAAAAUUGUCGAAGGUAGUCCAGAACCAGAAAACGAAAGAACAAUUGUCACGGUUGCACAAUUUAUUGUCGAAUUUCUUGUUUCUAUUCUAACAUUACAGAAUCGACAAGAUGGCAGUGAGAAGAAGACAAAUCAAAUUGUAAAAGAUAAACCUCUAGCAGAACAACUUUGGCUAUUUGUUGCUAAAGAAAAUCUGUUUGAUUCAUCAAAGUGGGAAUCAUUACAAGCAAAAACAGGCUUAUCUUUAGCUAAACGAAUGCUUGUACUACGAAAGAGGAAGGAUGGAACGCCUGUGAAUGUACAAGUUCGUGAACUACUCGGUUAUGUUUCGUUGAUCACCGGUGAUGGAACGGUAUAUCGACCCAUUUUUAAGGCGGAGAGUAAUAAAAAGGAGUCAAAAUUCGUUGAUGUUGAAGGUGUAUUUGGCUACGUCUACUUGGAUCCAUUUCAAUCUGAUGAUGAAACAAUUAUAAAGAAAAUCAUCGCAGAUCGUAAACUGGAAAAAAGUGGCAGUCAACCUGAAGAAGCAAACGCACUUGGCGAAAAGAUUAAUGACAGUGUUGGCACGUUACUAGGAAGCACUUCUUUCUCUUCCACGACUGAUACUUAUACUAAUGGUGUAACGAAACGCAUGGCAUUAUCUAUUGCAGAAACACUGAAAGAACAAAAAAUAAUUCUGACAAAAGAUGAAGUGAACGAUAUGGUUCAUAAGUAUCAAGAAAGUGUUACGAUCAAUGUCAACAGUUUACGUGAAGAAAUGAAAGGUUCGACACAACGAUUUCAAGCAUCUAUCGAUGCUGCCUACCAAAAGAUUGGUGAAGAUUUUAAGGACUGCACAGAAAAAUUAAUUCAUCAAAAUCAGGAUCUCUUUCAGAAACAUUCACGACAGUUAAAUGAACAAAUGAACAAAUCCGAACAACGUCUGCAAGAACAAAUAACGAAACGCAUGAAUCAAAUACAGGAAGAAAUGAAGAGUGCAUCAGAGAAGAUGUUGGGCAUUGCACACUCUGCUAAACAGGAAUCGUCUUUGGCUGUCGUAACGUCGAAGACAGCACAAGAAGUUAGUGUCACAUGUGAAAAAGAAGCAAAAACGGCAAGUGAAAAAGCACAGGAACUAGUUCUAUCAACUGAAAAACGUAAACAAGAAAUGCAACAAGCAAUCAAUGAUAGUAUGGCUUUGGUGCGACAAACAAUUGACGAACAACGACAAGCAUACCAAACAAGUCUAAAUGAUCUGCAGAGACUAAUGAGAACGGAUCUCGAACAUAUGCGUACAGCAGUAGAUGUUUCAAGACGAAAAGCAGAGGAAUCAGAACGUAAUUCAAGAGACACGGCGAAAGCGAUGGAAGAACUCAUCAGAAAUCAAAAGAAAGAAAUGGACAGACUACUCAGGAAUCAAAAGGAAGAACGCAGAACAUUCGAAGAUACAUUUAAAGAUUUACAAAACAAAGUUGAAAAAGCAGAAAGUGACGCACGAAAGGCAGCUAAUCAGAGCGCAUCUGCUGCUGAUGCAGCUAAAAAAGCUCUUGACAAAAUAACAAAGAAAACGACAAUAGAUGAAUAA